AUUCAUCCAACAAACUUUGAAAUCUUAACAGUUAAACAUGGCUUCUUCUUCUUCUAAGUUAGUACUUGUAAUGUGUUUUAUGAUUAGUGCUUUUGGCAUUGCAAUUGGGGCCAAGUUUGAUCAAGAAUUCGACAUUACAUGGGGUGAUGGCAGAGCAAAAAUACUUAACAAUGGCGACCUCCUUACUCUCUCACUUGACAAAAUCUCAGGCUCUGGUUUUCAAUCCAAGAAUGAAUAUCUGUUUGGUAAAAUUGACAUGCAGCUCAAACUUGUCCCAAGAAAUUCUGCUGGCACUGUCACUGCUUACUAUUUGUCGUCACAAGGACCAACACAUGAUGAGAUAGAUUUUGAAUUCUUGGGAAAUUUAAGUGGUGAUCCUUAUACUCUCCAUACUAAUGUAUUUAGUCAAGGCAAAGGAAACAGAGAACAACAAUUUCAUCUUUGGUUUGACCCUACUGCUGAUUUCCACACUUAUGCCAUCACUUGGAAUCCACAACGCAUCAUAUUUUAUGUGGACGGAACGCCAAUUAGAGAAUACAAGAAUAGUGAAUCGAUUGGAGUUUCAUAUCCAAAGAACCAACCCAUGAGGAUAUAUUCGAGUCUUUGGAAUGCUGAUGAUUGGGCUACAAGAGGAGGCCUUGUUAAGACUGAUUGGAGCCAAGCACCCUUUAGUGCUUCUUACAGAAACUUCAGUGCUAAUGCUUGUAUUCCCACUUCUUCAUCUUCUUGCAGUUCCAUUUCUGCAACUUCAACAAGCAAUUCAUGGUUGAAUGAAGAGUUAGAUAACACAAGCCAAGAGAGGCUCAAAUGGGUGCAGAAGAAUUACAUGGUUUAUGAUUACUGCACUGAUUCAAAGCGAUUUCCACAGGGAUUUCCAGCAGAUUGUGUUCAGAAUAUCUGAGCAUUAAUAAUGAAAAAAUAGUGUAUUACUUUAAAAACUAUUGUAUUGAUUCUUUUAUUGUUUUGUACCCAUCAGAAGAAGAUGCAAUAAUUAUUGAGGAUUAGAAACAUCUUAGUUUUGUACUAAGUUAUAUAAACAAUGAAAUAGAUACUUUUUUUUCUUCUAA
Messenger RNA from Solanum lycopersicum (tomato), 1067 nucleotides. Its product is annotated as probable xyloglucan endotransglucosylase/hydrolase protein 23. Gene Ontology annotation, biological process: xyloglucan metabolic process; cell wall biogenesis. Gene Ontology annotation, cellular component: cell wall; apoplast. Gene Ontology annotation, molecular function: hydrolase activity, hydrolyzing O-glycosyl compounds; xyloglucan:xyloglucosyl transferase activity. The record is from RefSeq and is a predicted model, not a curated record. Lineage: Eukaryota; Viridiplantae; Streptophyta; Magnoliopsida; Solanales; Solanaceae.